UUCUUUGGAUGUCGAUCGGCCCAAAUAAGAUAUCGAAGUUCAGAGUUCCAUGGGGUUAUCGCGACUGCCGCUUGCAGGACAAACAAACGCCAGUGAAACGUGCUGCUGUGCGAACCGGUGAGAAAAUCCCCAGUGGUCCAGCGGCUGCAUCGCCAUGAAUCUUCAAAUAGCGCUCGGUCUGUUGCUAUUGAUAUCAGGGCCCACACAUGUGCUUUGCAUAUUCAACAGGCGCACUUGGGGCGCGCGGACGGCGAGCACUCGGCUGCCGAGAUUCGACGGUCCGGCUGCCCUCGUCGUAAUCCACACGACAAACACCGAUCCUUGCGCAAUCCCUUCGCAAUGCAAGAGCAUCGUCAGGGAUUUGCAGAUCAAAAGUAUGGCGCUCGGAUCCAAUUUCACCGACAUCCCAUACAACUUCCUAAUUGGAUGCUGCGGCGGCGUUUACGAAGGCACCGGCUGGGAUUUCAAAGCGCCCAUCUCGUGGAAUUACAAGGGCUCUCCUAUUCACGUGGCACUCGUUGGAUACUAUGACGACACUGCGGUUCCUGUUGAAAUGAGUCAGACACUGCGAUCUUUGAUAAGCGAGGCAUUGCUAAGGAACAAGCUGAAAAAACCUUACACUAUAACUGAGCAUAAAUCGUCCGCAGCUCGGAAAUUGAUGGUCAAGAGUUUUCUGCAAGGUUUCAAGGAAUAUGAAGAGCAUGUCAAUGAUCUUUUGCUCCCUGAACAGCCAGUCAUAGGGACUGCGGCUGGCUCCACGACGCCUAGACCCACGGUUUCUGCGAGAACCAGCACAAUCGCUGGAAUAAUAAGGAAUUCGGCGGCCACAACAUCUAAGCCUGCAGUUACACCGCUCAUAAUUUAUGACAAUUUUAGGACCACUACAAAAAAUCCUAAAAAUUGAUCAAUAUUUUACUUUUGAUUGCAUGCUAUUAUAUAGACUAUUCAUGAAUGGUUGCUUUUUAUUAGUUAAUUUUAGUGUAUAUAUUUUCAAUGCUUUUUUAUCUGAUUCAUUGAGUACAAGUGAAGGGAGAAUAUAUAUAAAAACAAUUUCUUACAAUAAAAAUACAUUGAAUAU
Messenger RNA from Neocloeon triangulifer, 1078 nucleotides. Its product is annotated as peptidoglycan-recognition protein SB2-like. Bases 155 to 904 code for a protein of 249 amino acids. Gene Ontology annotation, biological process: peptidoglycan catabolic process. Gene Ontology annotation, molecular function: zinc ion binding; N-acetylmuramoyl-L-alanine amidase activity. The transcript has 5 exons. The record is from RefSeq and is a predicted model, not a curated record. Lineage: Eukaryota; Metazoa; Arthropoda; Insecta; Ephemeroptera; Baetidae.